AUGACUUGGCGGGUCGCGGUCGUCGUCUUCGACGGUGUCGAUAUCCUCGACUUCUGUGGACCGACUGAAGUACUCACCUCAUUCUAUCAUGAUGAUGAUCGCGAGAGGCGCGACUCUAUCUUCAAACCCUCUGUGAUUGGCGCAAACCCCACUAUCAGGAGCGGUAAAGCUCUUACAGUGUCGACCGACUUGACCAUAGACGAUGCCACAGAAAGCAUUCAAGACUUCGAUAUUCUGAUAGUUCCAGGAGGUCAACCCAGCAUUAUUACGGGCAUGAUAGAGCAAAAACAUCCAAUCCUCAGAGUGAUUGAAGCUUUCACUCGCCAGGGGUCAAAACCAGGUUCCGGUCAACGCAUAGUUCUCUCCGUCUGCACAGGCGCACUGUUCCUUGCGGCCGCAGGUGCAUUCAAGGGCAUGAAAGUCACGACCCACCAUCUCGCGUUGGAGAUUUUGCGCCAAAUUGAGCCGAGCGCGGAGGUUGUCAGUCACACAGUUGGGGCAGGUGAUGGACGCUACAUAGACGGAGGGGUAAACGCGAAUGGGGUCCGGGUGAUCUCUGCUGGCGGUGUGACCUGUGGUUUGGAUGCUAGCCUUUUCAUAGGGGAAUUGAAGGCUGGAAGAGAAGCCGCUGAUUAUACGGCUAGGAUGCUGGAGCAUGAAUGGAAGCGGGCAUGA
Molecule: messenger RNA, 675 nt
Organism: Bacidia gigantensis
Lineage: Eukaryota; Fungi; Ascomycota; Lecanoromycetes; Lecanorales; Ramalinaceae
Exons: 1
Coding region: 1-675 (224 amino acids)
Source: RefSeq, a predicted model, not a curated record